GUUAACAAAUCGACAUUCUGCUGUUGGUUUCAGCUGAAGCGUGGAAGAAAUGUGAAGGCGAGUGACUAGAGCUGCUCUUGUGCACACCGAGGUACAGUAUCUCACAAUUCCCGUCUACCUGAGACUUCUCGCCUUUGGUAGUGCAGCAUCACAACCUGCGAUCCAGUCCGUGACCUCGUUGCGUUCGUGAGGUUCCCUGGAAGUUGGCGCUACAUCCCUCUUGUGCUUCUGACAUGGGUGGCUCUUACGCGUUUAUUUUCACCCUAAAUCUUGUGAUUGCGUCACUCGUUCUGGUUUACGCGGGAGACCGUAAUACAGUAUACGACCCAUGCAAAGACGCAGACCCUGUUCAGAAGGGCGAUGGAUUCUCCUUUGCCAUUGGCUUCGGUGGAAUAUCAGCAUCAUGGAAUAACUCAUCUCCAUGCCUCACCGAGACUCUUCAGAUUUUACCUCCAGGCGUGGAAGUUGCCGUUUUCCGACCUAAAGUCGAUGAACUGUCUCUGUUGAGAAUCAACAAUGUCAGCAUGGCACGAAUCAACAACACGUUUGUCAAUAGCUCGUUGAUUGUGUAUUCUGGAGCAAGGGGGAUCGUAUCUGCUCCGCGACAAUUCUUGUCCCCUCUGGGACGGCUUCCCUCCCUAAUCCUUAUCAUCAAUUUCAAAGGAGGAGUCCUUGAUUCUUUCGUGUGGAAGGACAUGGGUUGCUCCGAGUCAACGUGCCAGCCAGUGAGCCCGCUCUGUGUGGACAACAGCAACUGCCUGAUUACAGAAGAGCAGUGCAGCAGCAUGAAGACUGCCUCUGAUCCUGAACCCUGCCGCCUUGCAAUCAACGUGGCCUUUUCUGGAACUGAUAAGGAUAAGAAGCCGUUGCAAUCAUGGUACGAAGUUCAAGACCUUCAAGCAUACUCGCUCACAGCAUUAUAUGAUACAGCAAAGAACAACUUCCAAGAUGCCGUGGGUGCUUCGAGCAACAACCCUGAUGAGAUCACCAGAGGUUAAAGGGAUAGUUUUUGAACAGUUUGUGCAGCCAUGAGUGGGAAUUUGAAACCAUUAGUUAGCUCGCGGUUAUGGACAUGCUAAUGCUACAUUCUUCAAGAUUCUUUUGCGUAGUGGGAGUGAGGAAAUGUUUGUGAAGCAGACGGCUGGAUUGGGAUACAGCGGUGUACAUUAGAGGGUUUCGGGUCUAUCUAUCUAUUCCAACAACAGAACCACGUCGGCUGUGGUACAGUAGAGGAGAUAUCGUUUCUCCUAGUCUGAUAUUUUCUGGUGGUGGGCUAGCACGUAACGACCGAGUUUCUUGAAAUUGACAAGCCAUUUCACUUGCCUACAUCGUCAGCCUCGUCUAUUGUUCCCUGUUUAGCGAUCGACAAGCACACAGCUACCUGUUCCUUAUCGCCACAUCGCUUUUUCCCGAACUUGCACUGUCUCCAGAUGUCAUUUCCCGAGUCUCUUCGUAAGCAUGUCUCGGAUUGGACGACCGCGGUAGCUGCUGGCAUUCCAAACAAUUUCCAGAAAGCCGUCAUCAGUUUCACCUUACCCGACGCGGCGUCGAUAAAGUGGCCGUUUGAGCUCUCUCAGAAAGAUGCAGCAAGAGGUGCUAAUGCAAAAACACCUGAAUCUUCCCGUAAUGUAGGUCGCUGGACGGGCCUAUUCCGCGGCAGGAGUGGCAACGGGAACAGCGCCAGCAUCUGGAAUCGAGGGGUUGGUUCCGAUGGCGCUGGCAGCGUCGGCAGUCCUCCUAGGGGUCAUGCUGGUAGUAACAGCAAUGACGGGAACAGAAGGGGGAGUGCAUGGGAGGACAGCAUGCGCCAGCAGUUGGCGGUUUGGCACGCCGACCCUGAAUGGGAGGAUGAACAGCCUAAGCUCCAGGUGUCAGUUCCUAAAGGCUCCUUCUGCCGAAUGGACGCCCAGUUUCAGCUGGCGCUGCCCCCGGACCUCGUUUAUAGCACACUCUGUGACCCCAGCAAUCGGAGAGUCUUCAAGAAUAUCACGGAUGUGAGCUAUCGGAACGUGCUGUACGACGAUGGCGACGUGCAGGAGGUGGAGCUGCAGCAGGGAGCAAGGUGGAGGUUCCUCUUCCUCUCAGGAACCUUUGACGUUCGGCUGAGAGUCAAGCAGGACAGACCCAACCUCAGGAUGUCGUUUCGUCUCAUCAAGCCGGGAUUCAUGAAGCAGUUUGAGGGCCACUGGCAGCUGGAGCCGCUCGUUGUCCCUCCCUCCUCCUCCAUUCCUCCCCCCACCACUAGCUCAGUCGACCUGUCUUCCAAAACCCCGACAUCAGCAUCCUCGUUUGCAACAGCCACUGGUCCCUCUGGUGUCGUUGCAACCAACGGGAAAGAGCCAGCUGGCAGCUCUUCCCCACGGGCCUUUUUCGGCAGUUUGCUGAAUGAGCGUCAACCCCGCCACCACCAUCACCACCAGCCGCAGAAUCCGAUGCGUGUGGCCACCACCGUUCAGCUUUGUCAGGUAGUGCAGCCCGCGCUCUCUCCGCCUCCCAUCUUGUCGCACUACUUGAGGGGGAUCAGCACACAGAUUACUCGGGAUAUGCUGAAGGAUUUUCAGACCGAGGCUGCCCGAAUUAGAUACAAGCUGCCCGUCGAUGCUGAUGUGGAGAAGGAGUUGGAAAGGAUCAGGAGUGAAAGUGCAUGGAGGAGAAGGAUGGUGAGGGAGGCAAGGGGAGGAAUGCGGUUGAACGGAGAGAGAAUGGAGUCCGAUGGAGGGAGGUUAGGAAAGGGGGGAAGAGCGCUGGCUACGGGGCCAGGCCAGAAGUCAAUGUUCAAGCAAGAGGGUGUGCUGGCAGGAGACGUCGCGCACCAACUAAGUUAUCAGCGAAAGAGGGGUGGUAAAAGUAUUGUGGAUGAAGUGGACGCAUUAUACUCUCCAUUCUCAAGGUCACAUUGGCCUUGUAGUUUAUUUUUAAAUUCAUAUUCUGAGGAUGUUUAGUCUUAGUGUAUUAGUGUACA
Messenger RNA from Closterium sp. NIES-67, 2962 nucleotides. The record is from the annotation of a GenBank genome assembly. NCBI's taxonomy places the organism in Eukaryota, Viridiplantae, Streptophyta, Zygnematophyceae, Desmidiales, Closteriaceae.